UUUUGAUUUGGAAAGCGCAGGGACAUGGUGCGGAUGGAUGGCUGUCCACACGGCCACAAGAGGACCAGAACAAAGCAUGGCUGGGAAGCCUUUUCGGGCCACCUACAUCUGGAACAGCAUCAUUUCCAAUCUCCAAAGUCAAGUCGAGGUGAAGCACAGGCGCCACAACCUGAAGUCGUACCAUGACUGCUUCCUGGGCUCAGAAGCGGUGGAUGUGGUUCUGUCGCACAUCACCCUCAGCCGAUUCUUUGGCGAUGAGGCGGUGCCUCGACACAAGGCCGUCCGUCUCUGUCAGGUCCUCAUGGACUCUAAGGUGUUUGAGUCAGUCGGGGUUAAAGUGUUCGGAAAGGAGAAGAAAAGAGACAAGUUCGAGGACAGUAGCGUCAGUUUGUACAGGUUCCUGGAUCCAGUAACCAGCUCCUCCUUAGCUCUGACCAAUACCAACUCUCACUCCACUGGUGCCAUCAAGAGUGGCUACGGCUCGCCGAACAUGAACCGGAGCAGCUGCUCACUAACAAGCGAAAGCCAAGGGGUCCCAAGCUACUCCACCCACUCCCCGGUAAAGAGAGAGAAGCUGCUGGAGGAGGUGCUGGGGAACCUGAACCUCAGCACCACCAUCACCCCCCAGAUGACCCACCUCGGCCUCUCGCAGGAGUGUUUGUAUGAAGUGUGGCACCAGCAGGCGGUGUCCAGGCUGCUGCAGCUCAUAGAGCUCCCCCUGCUGGAGAGCUUGAUAGAAGGCGAGGUCGCUUCACGAUCCUCUCUGCAUGGCAUGGACAGCGACCCAGACCUGCUGUGUCCAACAAGCUACCUGGACAGAGAAGUUCUGAAAGCUUUCAGCGAAGCACAGGCUGAUGAGUGGAUGUCAGUGGCGGUGGACUGUCUGGAGUUUCUGCCUGAUGAGCUGGUGGUGGAAGUCAGUCGAGGUUUGGCUGCUUGUGCGGAUGACCUUGUUCAGUGCAAGAGGUUGCUCUACCAGGUCCUGGUCAGGCAUUACAGACAGACGCAGCGGCCACCUCUGCUUAACAACUACAUCUUUGAUAUCCACUCUGGGAUCUCAGAACUACUUGUUAACGGGAAGCUGGAGCUGGCUUUAGAGGCGCUGCAGCUGAGCCUGAGGCUGCAGGACGCCCAAAGCCGCGAGGAACUCCGGAGACUCCUGAGAUUCAUGGCCACUGCAGCCAAUCCGCAGGAGGUGAAGCUGCACAAAGAGAUUGAGAACAGGAUGGCGGUGAAGAGGGCUUUCUCCAGCUCCAUUGUGUACAGCGGAAGGCUCUCGAAGGGCAAGGUGGACUUGAUGGUUCUGUUCAUGAUGGAUAACUACUGUGACAUGUUCCAAAUUCCCAUCUCCUUGCACAAGAUGGUGAGUGAAAGAUUGAGGAAUAUCGUAAUGGGGAAGGAUCCGGAUGUGAUAACAGGCUCAACGUACUGCUCAAGGGUUAGCGGCAAGGAAUAUUCAGAAAGUGCACAGAAAGCCACUAAGGAGGAGAUCCUUUCUCUACUGAGGACAGUUUAUGAGAACCCCAAAUUCUCCAGGAAGGAGAAGAGGCGACUGCUGGGACAGUUUCAUAAAGCUCACCCUGAGACUUUUGUUCAGUACUUUGGAACGAAAUUGUCUAGUAUCAACAUGUUGUUGCAGUAAUAUUUAUACAAGUUAUAGAUCAAAUAGUUAAAAAAUACUAAGAUCAAAUGGAGUUGUGCAGAUAGUAACAGAUGACUGAGCAAAAAUGUAAGCUAUAAUAUUUAAUGAUCUAUUUAAUUAUUUUGUUUGGUGCGGGUCACUCUGGCAAAAUGCUCAUAUUGAUGUGAAAACCACUGAUGCGUACUCUGAAGUAGGAAAAAAAAAGUUAUUUUUUAAGCUCAAAUAGACAUUAUAGGUCUGAUUCAGUCAAAAGCAAACCUGCAGGUUGGCUGUUUCUGUUUUUCUUGUGCAACGGCAUCAGAUAAAAAUGUGAAAUUUUGACAUUGGAAGUCUUACAAGUCCCUUACUGUAGCGACAGUGGGGACAUGCUCCUGACUCUGGCUUGUUUUGUUUUCUAAAAAAUUAAAACAGAUGUUGGAGAUUUUUUUUAUUUUUCAUUAUUUUUUAUGGCAAUCUCAGCCACGUUUUAGUGGUCUCUUCAGGGUUGUUUAAAUCAGGUACAAAUAACCCUUCUAAUUGGCUUACGGGAAAUGACUGGAGUGUUUCCCGCUGGUUUGAAACAUCUUGUUUGUAUUUUAUGUCAUCUUAAGGUAAAAUUGGGAUGUAGAACAGAAGCUUUCAUGCAUCUUUUGCACCAGCUCUAAGAAGACAAUGGCAUCUGGUAUGCCAGCUACAUCCUGAUUCAGAGUGGAUAAUUGUGAAAGACAAAGCAAUUCUCUGCAUGUAAAUUUAAGAAAAAAUAAACUUAUGAAUUUGUUUCUGUGAAAUAAGAUAUGUCUGAAAGAGUUUUUCUUUUUUCUUUCCUUUUUCUAAUAGUUCAUGAUCCUGUUUGUGACAGAAAUCCUUUUGUUCCGAGAAGUCAAAACCACAGAAUCCUUCAUAUGCUUCCACUGCGCUCCAGCUGUUACCCGUUACUUCAAACUACCACCGAGACACAGAGAAACAUUUCCAGGAUACAAACACACUUACUGCAAGACACGACGGUGCCGCUGGCUUAACUGGUUUAAAUAUCAGAAUGUGAACACUAAAAGGAAGCAUGUAAACCUUUUCAUACUCCCAUUAGAAACGCUAGUAAACAAAGAGAGCCCGGUCUGUUCUCAAAUGGGUCCUACUUCUGCUGAUUGGCUGAAAAGCUAGCAUGUGAAGCAUCAGCAAUAUUUCAUGCUCAAAUAAAAACACAAGCUGCUCAAAUUAUUUUUCAAUUUUUAUUGAAAGGAACAGUGUUUCCUCCGUAAUAUCUAAAAAAAAAAAGAAAAAGAAAAAGCUUCCACUUUGUUAUCCUUGGAACAGCUGAAACAUAAGAUCGGAACUGAAGUGUAUCCCAAAGUCCACAGUAGAAUUAAAAACUUUGUACAGUAUAAUUAUCAGUCUUUCAAAAUAAAAAAAAAAACAAAAC
Gambusia affinis (western mosquitofish) is the source of this 3038-nucleotide messenger RNA. It is a transcript of the gene depdc7a, whose product is annotated as DEP domain containing 7, paralog a. The transcript has 9 exons. The record is from RefSeq and is a predicted model, not a curated record. Gene Ontology annotation, biological process: intracellular signal transduction. The coding region runs from base 38 to 1642 and encodes 534 amino acids. NCBI's taxonomy places the organism in Eukaryota, Metazoa, Chordata, Actinopteri, Cyprinodontiformes, Poeciliidae.